AUGAUUGACUAUGGGAACAUUAUUAAGUUCAUACCUAACCGUUCGCAAACUCCAAUACAAGAUGAGUCUAACAAUGCCUCGUCUAAUGUUGUUAAUUCACAAUUGAUUUCAAACGAAUCAAAACACCCAUCCUCCCCUCCACAUCUGCAGCAGCAGGCCAAAAAACCUCACCUACGAAAUAAUUUUAAAAGAACGUUGCGACCAUCAAAUUCGAUGUCAUUUCGAGAUGGGAAUACUACUGUCUUAGCUCGUUCUUCCUUCAACAUAAGACGUGCUCAAUAUGGUGCAGGUACAUUUAACCAUGGUCGUACAAUAAUAAAUCGAAAUGGUGAACAAUAUAUCGAAGAUAUGAAUGAACGUAUUGAUCGACGUUUUGUUCGAUCUAUUGAUAAUAAUGGAGUAAAAAGAUAUUAUGAAGUAAUCGAUAUAAUACCGACAAAAACUGUUCGACGGUAUAAACAGUCACAUGGACAAAAUACUUUGAAAUCAACGAAGUACGAUCAAUCUGAAAGACCAGUACGGAUAAAUAGUUUUCGACAAUCAGUUCAAUCACCACUUUUAGAUUUUACGGGCAUGGAUAAUCCACAGCACAUAAAUGAUGAAUAUCAUCGCUAUCUACAGACAUUCAAUGAAACCAAUAAUGUGACUAACCUAACUUCACAAGAACAUUCACUUUUGACAAAUGAUUCAUCUUCGAUGAACACUGCCGACGUAUCGAGUAAUACUUCUGUUCCAAAUGACAAUUAUUUUCGUAGACGCAAACCGCCCAAAGCGAGUGUCACGAGUAGUUCAAAAACAAAAAUGUUUUAUAAUAAUAAUAUACCACCAGCAGAUAUUAAUCGAAAAACUAGUGAUUCUGUCUCUGCGAGUUCUUCACAAGAAAGUAAAGAAAAUAAAAAAUCAGAUCGUCCUGUCAAUAAUAAUCAAUAUGUACGGAGUGCACAAAGCGAUCCACGUGCAAUUAUUAAUAAUAUAACGUAUAUAUAG
Molecule: messenger RNA, 987 nt
Organism: Didymodactylos carnosus
Lineage: Eukaryota; Metazoa; Rotifera; Eurotatoria; Philodinida; Philodinidae
Source: the annotation of a GenBank genome assembly